Messenger RNA from Oldenlandia corymbosa var. corymbosa, 438 nucleotides. NCBI's taxonomy places the organism in Eukaryota, Viridiplantae, Streptophyta, Magnoliopsida, Gentianales, Rubiaceae. The record is from the annotation of a GenBank genome assembly.
AUGGUUUCCCUUCAUCAUCUUGAUUGUUCUCAUUUUCGGUGCAUUUCUUGUGUGAAAAAGUAUGCGGAGGUGAUGCUACAUCGAGGACUUUUGCCUCCAUGUCCUCAAGAAGGAUGUAAGUCAAGCAUUAAGAUUGCGUAUUGCGAAAAGAUUUUAAGCCCAAAGUUGGUGGCAUUGAUUGAAGAAAGGCUGAGGGAAUCUGAGAUUCCUGUUCAGGAUAGAGUCUAUUGCCCAUUUCCCAAGUGCUCUAAUCUGAUGUCGAAAGCAGAGGUUUUGAAGUAUACAAAAACCAUUACCUGGAAAUCGUAUUUAUAUUCCGGGUUCAGGAGAUGCUUGAAAUGUGACAAAGGUGUGGAGGCCAAUUCUGUUAUGCUUGUGGAGUGGAAAGGAAGAAUGAUAAAGCUAAUUGGAGACGUCUUGCCUGGAAUUAGAACCUGA